Cololabis saira (Pacific saury) is the source of this 2307-nucleotide messenger RNA. It is a transcript of the gene neto2b, whose product is annotated as neuropilin (NRP) and tolloid (TLL)-like 2b. Bases 318 to 1991 code for a protein of 557 amino acids. The record is from RefSeq and is a predicted model, not a curated record. Lineage: Eukaryota; Metazoa; Chordata; Actinopteri; Beloniformes; Belonidae. Gene Ontology annotation, molecular function: protein binding. The transcript is spliced from 12 exons.
CGGGCGGAUCAUCCAGUCAUUCUGGAGGAGGACGCUCAGGCGGAGACACACUCAGCCCAGAGGAAGCAGCACGUUCAUCAUAGCAGAACUAUUUUAUUUGAAGCUGCUGAUUACGAAUCACAAGUUCAUCAGCUCAGUUUUGGCAUUAGAAGCCUUCUGUAAUUUCAAUCAGUGAGAUUAGGAUAAAAAAAAAGGUGAAAGUUGUAUAGUAUAAAUCAGUAGUUUAAACAUGUGCUAAUCCACACUAGUGACUUAAACAGGGAUGUAAAGAACACAGACAGCUGGUGGAGUUUGAAAGGAGAACCCCAGCUGAGAGGAUGCAAGCAGCUUCCUGUACAGUUUGGAUUUUCCUCCUGUUGGCUGAGGAGGGAUUUUCUCUUGCACAGAAAGUUAAGGAUGCAGGUGCAAAAGGAGUUAGGCCAUCGAAGGAACCUCAGAACACUCGUCACUGUGGGACCUUGGUUCGAAGAACAGACGGCGGCAGCUUCAGCUCCCCAAACUAUCCAAACAUGUACCCACCAAACAAGGAGUGCCUGUAUGUGCUGGAAGCCCUACCGCGGCAGAGGAUAGAGCUGCUGUUCAAUGACGUCUUCCACAUCGAAUCGUCGUUUGAGUGCCGUUUCGACCACAUCGAGGUGCGGGACGGUCCCUUCAGCUUCUCGCCGCUCAUCAGCCGUUACUGCGGCUCGUCCAAUCCUGGCCUCGUCCUCUCCAGCGGGCGCUUUAUGUGGAUCAGCUUCUACAGUGACGAUGAGCUGGAGGGAAGGGGUUUCCAGGUCCAGUACAAGUUUACUGCAGAUCCAGAGUUUCAUCUACACGUGGGAGGUCUUUUAAACCCCAUCCCAGAUUGUCAGUUUGAGCUUGCAGGGCUCGACGGCCUGAUUCGCUCCAGUCAGGUGGAAGAAGAAAACAAAGUGAAGCCGGAACAAGCGGUUGACUGCAUCUGGACUAUACGAGCCCCCCCGAAGACCAGGAUUUACAUAAAAUUCUUGGAGUACCAGAUGGAACACUCGAAUGAAUGUAAGAAGAACUUUGUGGCUGUUUAUGAUGGAAGUAGUGCCAUCGAAGACCUGAAGGCCAAGUUCUGCAGCACGGUGGCUAAUGACAUCAUGCUGGACAACAGUUUUGGAGUUGUGAGGAUGUGGGCUGAUGAGACGAGCCGUCUGAGCCGCUUCCGGAUGCUGUUCACUGUUUUCUCUGACCCUCCCUGUACGAGCGGUGCUUUCUUUUGCCACAGUAACAUGUGCAUCAACAACUCUCUGGUGUGCAACGGCGUACAAAACUGUGUCUUCCCCUGGGAUGAGAGCAACUGCAAAGAGAAAAAGGCCAGAGGUAUUUUUCUGCACGUCACAAAGACUCAGGGAACAAUAAUCUGCGUUUCCACGGGGGUUGUGCUUCUGCUCCUCAUUUUGUCCAUUAUGGUGCAGGUCAAACAACCACGUAAAAAGGUGAUGGUACGCAAGAACAAGCUGUUUCAGCGUCCUGACCUGCAGAAGGUGUUUGACCCCCCACACUAUGAGCUGUUCACGCUCAGAGACAAGGAGAUGUCUGGGGACCUGAGGGAGUUAUCAGAAGAGCUCCAGUCCCUGCAGGCGCUCAGAAGAUCCUCAUCAGGAUCCCGAUGUGUUCAUGAACACCAUUGUGGCUCUCAGAGCUCCAGCAACUCCCUCAAAACCAGUUACGGUGCGUAUGUGUGGGGGAAGGGCUCCAUGGAGAUUCCUCCAUUUAGGCGGGACAGCCAGACCACCUUGCCUCCCCUCAGAGACUUCAACAGCAGUUUGCGGAAGAAAAGCUGGCCCAGUAUAAAACAAAAUCGAAUGCAUAGCCAUUCCGGCGUGGGGGACAGAAUCGUGUGGCAGCAGGACAGAGUUAUGGAGGAGGAUGAAGACGAGGAGGAAGAGGGAAGGUAUGAGCUGUAUGUACGGAGAGCUGGAAGUCAAAGGGGCAAAUCUGAAAUGGCUCAACACAGAUCUUUGUCGAUGGACUUUUGAAGUUGAAUAGUAAGGUUGGUACAGUAAAUACUGCAGAUUUUUUGGGGGACAGAACUCGGAAGACGAGGGCAGAUUUGCAGUGAUUUGCCUUUUUUUUCCACUUACCUCUUCUUCAGUGAGUCUGAAGAUCACAUGAUUUUGUUCAAGAAACUCAAGAUGCUGACGCACUGCCAAAUCUGCUCAGACUCCGAAACGGCUGCCAUGGAGCCGUUGUCACGUCUGUGAUAAAAGUGUAAAAGUGAAGAUGUACUGUAUGAUGACGCUUUGUACUGUUCUUGUUCUUUGUCAAAUAAAUGUUAUUGUGAGGCAAAAAUAC